Episyrphus balteatus (marmalade hoverfly) is the source of this 3641-nucleotide messenger RNA. RefSeq lists its product as uncharacterized. Gene Ontology annotation, biological process: retrograde transport, endosome to Golgi; phospholipid translocation. The transcript has 6 exons. NCBI's taxonomy places the organism in Eukaryota, Metazoa, Arthropoda, Insecta, Diptera, Syrphidae. Gene Ontology annotation, cellular component: endosome; trans-Golgi network. The record is from RefSeq and is a predicted model, not a curated record.
CAAAAAAAAAAAAAUUCGAACAAAGUGAUCAUCGCAACAAAAACAUUUUCAACUCAAAAAAGAAAAAAUGUUUUUACAAAAGUGAGACGCGCUAUGCAAAUAUGAAUCCAAGUUAUAUUUGUGUGCCAUAAAGUGCAAAGGAGGAGUGUUUUGUUUGUAUUAGAGUGUAGGUGGCAAAAACGAAACGAAGUGAAUUAUAAUUUCUAGCCAAAAAAAUUAUUAUCAAAAUGCAAAUGAAUUCUUCUUCCUCUCGAGAUUCUUUAGCUAGUUUCUUCGUUGUUCUUGUUGUCGUGGGCUUCUGUUUCUUGUUUUCCAAUGGAGAGGAGACCGUUUCCGUAGUUAGAUAAGCAACAAAAAAGAAAAAAAUAUUGUAACAAAAAAAAAUUAAGAAUUAAAUCAUCUCAAGAGUAUUUUUUUGCGUUCGUAAAUGUCUUCUUCUUCCGUCGUCGUUGUUUGUUGUUGUUUUUUUUCUUGUGGCAGCUUUGUCUUCUUCGUGAUAAAUAAACUAAUUGAAUGAAAAAUACAAUUCUUACGUGUCUCUGAAUGUUACGCAUAAUAAAAUUAACAAAAAUCCAUCAAAACAAAAAUUAUAUUUCUUCUUCUUAAGUCGUUGCCGUCGUCCGUUGUUGUCGCACAUUUUUAUUAUCGUGAGCUUCCCCCUAAUUCAAUAGAUACAGAAUUUUUUGUUUUCGACAUAGACCAAUUUUUUUAAAACAAAAACAAAAAAAAGAUUCAAGACCUUGGCUUUGGGACUUGCUUCUUUCAAAAUAACAAACAAAUACUUACUCAUUCAUCGAGACAAUCUUUCAAAUACAAUCAAAAGAAACGAAAAAGAACUAAAUUGAUAGCCGGUUGAUGGUUGGGGGAAAAAGGAAACCUCUUUUGUGCAUUUUUUGAGUAUCGUAUCAAUUCUGUGCACUUUUAAGGCUUUUUGCAUUAAAAGAAGGAAGAACAAACAGCUGCUGCAAAAGUUUCUCGCAUUACCAAAAAAAACAAAUAGAAAACUAACAAAAUGGAUUGGAUUAUUAACGAUGAAUUGGGACUAACAGUAGGUCACUUGGUCGGAUGGGCUGCUGCUUCGGCUAUGGUUGUUGGUGGUGUUAUUCCAUAUGUGCCACAGUAUCGGGAAAUUAAGAAAACACAAGACGCUGAUGGCUUUUCAUUGCAUGUUUGUUUUGCACUGUUAAUUGCAAAUUCCUUAAGGAUUCUAUUUUGGUUUUCCAAACGUUAUGAGCUUCCUCUUCUUGUCCAGAGUGUUGUAAUGAAUAUCACAAUGUUCCUUAUGAUUCAUCUUUGUGUCAAAGUGAAACGAAACAAUGCCAAUCCAGCGAUACGAGAACGUGAAUUUGGAGGUGAUGACCACUGUGAUCUUCAUCUGCCAAAGGUGAUUGGAGAUACUGAUCCUGGUGCUGGUGCCUCUUCUUCGUCUCCUGAUGCAUUAAAACGUAGUCGCUCAAGACAUUAUCUAAGCGAUCUCGACAUGAAGUACUUUUGGGCAUGGACAGAUUUCCAAUCAUAUUUGGAUUUUAUGUUAGUUGUUUGGGCUGUUGGUGCAGCAAUAACAUAUCUUAUGUUGUCAAUUGAUUGGUUCAUGGAGACCGUUGGUUUCUUUGCCGUAUUUACCGAGGCUAUGUUAGGAGCCCCUCAGUUCUUAAGAAAUUUUAAAAAUAAAUCAACAUAUGGAAUGAGCAUACAUAUGGUAGUGAUGUGGACGCUUGGUGAUAUGUUUAAGACUGUUUAUUUUAUUUUAAGAAAAGCACCAAACCAAUUUUGGAUAUGUGGUACAUUGCAGGUCAGUUUGGACAUUGCCAUUCUUCUGCAAGUUCACAUUUACCGAAAAAAUUCACAACCACGCAGCGUUCACCGUGGUGAUUAGCAGUUUGCCCCCGAUGAACAACAACAACAAACACAACAACAACAAAAUCAUCCCCAACUUCAAUCCAAUCAAAAAUCCAUACCUAACGCAAUAACUAGUGGUGAUGAUCAUCUACUGGCCUCACAUACUGACGUUCGACAUCUAAACGAUUACGAUAACAGAGCCUUCCAGCACACAAUCACCGGUAACAAUAACAACAAUAACUGCGUUGGUCUCAAGUCCACAGCAGCUGAUUCUGCCAUCUCAAUUCCAGAUCCAGAUGAUCUCAAUGCAAUCUACGUAGCAGAGCGUACAUGUCGCCAUCAUCGCAACAAACGCCAACGACACAAUGCCACCCAAACCCCCGACCUGGGCUAUCCCAGUUGGAAACGACAUCACACCGGCAUGGAAUGCUGUGCGAGCAGUUGUUGUUGCUAUUGUUGCCACUGCCAUUGUCAUCCGCACCAUCAUUGUCAUGGGGCCACCACCGCAAUCCUUCCUCACAAUCAAAGACAGAAAAAACGAUUAACAGCGGCAAAGAGACUUCCAGAACUGCCAUCGAGCAAACACCAAAAGCUCGCACCAGAGUCUUCCCAAUCUUUGUCCAGUCCCGACGAUAGAGAGUGCGACCAUCAUAAGCAUCGACAUCGCCACCCACAGCGACGACAUCACAAUCAAUGCAGACUUCCAGAAAAAAUUCCCACUGGUGGAACAAUUGCCAUUGAAAUCGAUGCUGCCACACUCACCGAUGACAUCAGCUAUUGCAGCAGCAUAAGCAACAAUUCAUUUGCCAUUGCCAUAGCCAAUGAAACGACCAACAGCAAGGACAUUCUUGUCCAUUGCAGCGGUGACAAUCAUCACCCCUACGAGGAGCAACAUCAUCGUCGACGAAAAAGUCGACCCCGUAACCAUCACUGUGUGCAAUCUAGUCAUAUUGACUCCGUUUGUUCCACCACAUCCACAACGGAAGAUGAAGUCAUUAUUGUCCAGCGAAAGUGUAAGCGUGGCAACAACAAAUUCAUUCCGCGGCAGGACACCCUCGACGGUGCCGCCGAUGUCGAAGAGGAUGACGACGAAGGGAAGCUGACGACUAGGACGAGAGUGUGCUGCGAUCCCAACUGCUGCACACUCAACGAAAAUGUAAAAAUAAAACGCAAAAAAUUCACCAACCGUAACUACUGUAGUAGUUGCAGCAAGUGUAGUAGUUGUAGUUGUUGUCAGCAAGAACUGGAUGGUCAGCUGCAUAAGGCAUGCAGCUUUAGUAGCAGUCUCAGUCACAUGGAGGACGAUGGCGGCGUCGAAGGUGACGAUGAAGUUUGUUCGCGAUGCGAUGCCAAAGGCGACGACAGUGAUGCCGCUGCCGAUAGUAGUCAACAGAGUGCUGAAAGCUUCUGUUCAUGCAACUCGACCAGUCGCUGUUACUGCAGUUGCAGUUGUGACGAAAGUGAUACAAUUCGCAAAGAAUCUAGCACAACAACUCCGGCUACAAUGUCGGAUGUCUCGACGCCAGUCGAGGUGCCAUUCGGCGCUGGCGCCAGCGUCAACUUUGCCGAAGACGCCUUCAGCAUGGCUGGCAAAUCGUCGGUGUCGCAAUCCGAAUACUUCUCGCUGUCCUCGGACAAGCCGCCAUCACACAGUGUGGCCUCGUCACCGGCGUCGCCACCAGACUCAGUGAUGCCCAGCCCACCGGCAUUUCCUCGCAAGCAUUGCAAACAUUACAGCAAGCACCAUCGGCACAAGAGUGACGGAAACUUUGACACGGUCUUAUGACGAAGUGUUUCGCUGG